GUGAUCUUCCUUCAUGGACUGGGAGAUACAGGGCACGGGUGGGCGGAGGCCUUUGCAGAUAUCAGAAGUGCCCACAUCAAGUAUAUCUGCCCACAUGCGCCAGUUAUGCCUGUAACAUUAAAUAUGAACAUGGCCAUGCCUUCUUGGUUUGACAUCAUUGGGCUUUCACCAGACUCGCAGGAGGAUGAGCCUGGAAUUAAACAGGCAGCAGAAAAUGUGAAAGCUCUGAUAGAACAAGAGGUGAAGAACGGCAUUCCUUCCAGCAGAAUUGUUCUGGGAGGGUUUUCUCAGGGAGGAGCUUUGUCUCUGUACACCGCACUGACCACGCAGCAGAAGCUGGCAGGUGUCACGGCGCUCAGCUGCUGGCUCCCAUUGCGGACUUCAUUUCCACAGGGUCCUAUCAGCGGCGUGAAUAGAGACAUUUCCAUCCUUCAGUGCCAUGGAACCUUGGAUCAUUUAGUCCCCCUAAUGUUUGGUUCUCUUACUGCCGAAAGGCUAAAAACCUUGGUAAAUCCAGCCAACGUCACCUUCAGAACCUACGAAGGCAUGAUGCACAGUUCAUGUCAACAGGAAAUGAUGGAUGUCAAGCAAUUCAUUGAUAAACUCCUACCUCCCGUUGACUGAGUCACGAAGAGGCCUUGUGUGGGAGUCACACCAGCAUCCUCGUGGUAGAGAGAAAACCUUGUCCUGCGCCUGCUCUCGAAACCUCUGAUGUGUGCAGUGUUAAAAUGUUUUGCAAAUAUGCACCAAUGACACAGACUAAAUAAACCUCCUCUUAGGAAAUUUAUGAUCAUUUAGAUUUCUGUAUAUGUAUUUGUAUAAUAUGAUCCAGAUUCUACUAGUAUUAAAAUAGAGGAAGCAGCUAGCUUCUUUUUCCCAAAUGUAAUUCAGAAAAAUAAUAAAAUACUACAAACAGAUUUUUUAUUACAUCAUUUGAAAAUUAUUAGUAUGCUUAAUGAAAACUUGUUCAGGUAUAAAUGAGUGGCUAAGAUGUAACUGGUUUAUGCAUGCUGUGACUUAGUCCACGGACUUACUCCAGGAUGACUUUGUCACCAUGCAGUGUGUGUAUUUUUGUAUUUACGUGUGUCACGUGCACUUAAUGAUUUUAAGGCUUCAUAAGAAUGAGGUGUUAUACAUUACUCCUAAUAGUAGGGUUAAUGCUUCUAAGUGUCAAUAAAGAGUAAUAUUGCUCUCUUCAAUUAGUGGCCCUUUAUUUUGGGGACCAGGUUUUUCUUUCCUGAAUGUAAUUUCUAUUUAAAAUUAUUUUUGCCUCUCUAGAAAAGAAAUGUAUUCUUUCUUGUUCAUCCUUCGUAACAGACCAGAUACCACCUCCUUGCCAUAGACAUCCACUAUCAGUACCUGCUGUGACUUGACACUGAAUCGCAGACAGGAUGGUAUUUAAAACGUACUUGUGCUGACACGAAGAAACCAGACACCCCUUCAAACGUCCUACGCUACUUACUUCUCAAACUGUACCUUUGUCUGAAGUUUAGACCGACAUAGUUCCUAGAAUCUAUAGUCCUGGUAACGAAAAUAAUUCUGUGUUUGUAUUUUUCUGUAAUUGACUGAAAAUAAUUAGGUCACAUUCUAGAAUGUUCACGAAUAUUUAAGACUGAUCUUAAAAAACUAAUUUUUAAGACAAUUUGCUCUAAGGUGACUCUCUUUGUAGCGUAGUUUUAGUUUACUGAUUUUGUACAUCUGUUUGAAACCAGCUGCUGUGGGAAAGGAGCAAUCCAUUAGAAAAUUCUGCUUUACUUUUAUCUGCCAGUGGACUUCUUUGAAAUUUUUACUUUAGUCAGGUGAUUUUUUUUUUCAAAAAUUACUUUUUGUGCAAACAUAAAAGUAGUGAUUAUUUGAUUUUAAAUCAUCAAAAAUUUCAGAUUAUUGGUGGAAAUUAUUUGGAAACAAAUUUAUGGGUAAUAAAAGUCAGUCAGAACUCAAUGCAUAUGGAAUAGUUACCAUACAGAUUAAUAUGCAGCAAAAAUGUACACUUGAUAUUUCUGAACUGUUGUCAGUUUUUCUGCCAUAUUCCAACUGACUAAAACAACGUUAGGAAUGUAUCUUUAUAAAUGGGUGCUACUUGAUAGUGGAAAUAAUUUGGUAAUGGACUAUAGAGAAUGUUAAUGAAGCCAUAUGUUUAUGUCUGGAUUUAAAAUUUUUAAACAAUCAUUUACUAAGUCAUUUUGCUCUACCUUGAAGAAUAUAAGCUGUUGUUUCACUUACACAAAUCAGCAAGAUCUAACUUAUGGCAAGAAAUACUCCGUUGAAAUAUUGUGCUGUAACGUGGGAAAAUGAAAAUCUUUUUCACGGUUUCUAUCAAUGUGAAAUAAAACUCAAUUCUCACUUUUCUCUGA
Molecule: messenger RNA, 2354 nt
Organism: Vicugna pacos (alpaca)
Lineage: Eukaryota; Metazoa; Chordata; Mammalia; Artiodactyla; Camelidae
Source: RefSeq, a predicted model, not a curated record